UUAAUCGUUUAAUUCAUUAACCUCUAUCUGCGGUUUCUAUAGCCGUUUUCUACUGCAGUAACUGAGCAUGCGCACAACUGAAAAUAUUUGUCCAGGCAGUUUACACCCCUUACAUCGAUGGUGUAUACACGACCAGCCGCUAGCAGCAAGAGCCAUUUCACGGAGUGGUAAAGGUUAGCUUAAAAAAAACAAAACAAAAACACUCGUGUCCACACAGGUGCAAGUGUUAGUGUGCUGUAGUAAAGAGGGAUCCACAAUGUUGAACCCGACCAAUGGCGACCCAGGCCACAUUGUUGUUAAUUAUGUUGAAGAGUAUUUGGACCUGGUGGAGUCACUACCUUUUGACCUACAGAGGAGUGUCUCUCUCAUGAAGGAAAUUGAUGCCAAGUAUCAAGAUGUUCUGAAAGAACUUGAAGAUGCUUAUGAACGGUAUCGCCGGGAAACUGACUCACUUCAGAGGCGAAAGCUUCAGUUAUCGAUUCACAGGGCAUUGAUCCGCAGUCAAGAGCUGGGAGAUGAAAAGAUCCAGAUUGUUGGCCAAAUGGUGGAGUUGGUUGAAAACCGAACACGACAAAUAGACUGGCAUUCUGAACUUCUCCUCUCCUCACAAGAAGUCCCUGAAAGUCACAUUCCCAUAGCAACAUCCAUGGCAACUAGUGCAGCAUCUAUGAUGUCUCCAUCAAUAGCCACCACCACUCCAGGCAAACCUGGCCACCAUGACAAGAAGCGAGAUGAGGUUAUCUCUAGCUCAGGUGGUGGAGACAAGACUGGAGGUAAACGCUCGAGGCGUCAGAAGAAUGGAGAAAAUCGGGAAACUUACGGGGCCCUGGAUCACACUGAAGAAGGGGGAUUAUCCCGUGAAAAACGUGCCAAGACAUCUUCUAAAAAGAAGAAACGGUCAAAAGCAAAGUCUGAAAGAGAAGUGUCGCCUCCAGAUCUGCCCAUUGAUCCAGAUGAGCCAACAUACUGCCUGUGUGAGCAGGUGUCCUAUGGCGAGAUGAUUGGCUGUGAUAACGAUGAAUGCCCCAUUGAAUGGUUUCAUUUCUCCUGUGUUGGGCUCCAUCACAAGCCCAAGGGAAAGUGGUACUGCCCCAAGUGUAGGGGUGAGAAUGAGAAGACCAUGGACAAAGCCUUAGAGAGGGCCAAGAAGGAGAGGGCAUACAACAGGUAGCUCACUGAGCAGCCAAAUGGACACUACUGUGCAAAAAAUGAAUCGUUUCUUCUUCCCUUUACUGUUAAAUCUGUUUUAAAAGUAGCAAUGAAGUGACAUCUUGUAGUUAUUUUUGUAACUGCUGCAUAGCUGACAAACCCUCUUAUUUGGGGAUAUGUAUAAAGGCUGGACAGUAUAGUACAACCUGCAUGUUUGUAAACAGCUCUCCUGCACUUACAUCCCUUUUGUUUUCAUCAUGUGCUCACUUAAAUAAAAUAUUUCUGAACAAA
Molecule: messenger RNA, 1440 nt
Organism: Monopterus albus (swamp eel)
Lineage: Eukaryota; Metazoa; Chordata; Actinopteri; Synbranchiformes; Synbranchidae
Gene: ing1
Product: inhibitor of growth family, member 1
Exons: 4
Coding region: 257-1171 (304 amino acids)
Biological process (GO): positive regulation of DNA-templated transcription
Cellular component (GO): nucleus
Source: RefSeq, a predicted model, not a curated record